Molecule: messenger RNA, 1221 nt
Organism: Penicillium daleae
Lineage: Eukaryota; Fungi; Ascomycota; Eurotiomycetes; Eurotiales; Aspergillaceae
Product: putative translation elongation factor eEF-1 subunit gamma
Exons: 3
Coding region: 1-1221 (406 amino acids)
Biological process (GO): translational elongation
Cellular component (GO): nucleus; cytoplasm
Molecular function (GO): translation elongation factor activity
Source: RefSeq, a predicted model, not a curated record
AUGUCUUUCGGAAAGCUCUACGGUCUCCCUGACAACGGUCGUACCAUCGCCGUCCUGGUCGCUGCCAAGCACAACGACCUCGACAUCGAGCUGGUCAACACCCAGGCCAACUCUGCCGUCAACACCAGCGCUGAGUACCUCAAGAUCCAUCCCCUUGGCAAGGUCCCCGCCUUCGAGGGUGCCAAUGGCUUCACUCUGUCCGAGGUCAUCGCCAUCGCCAUCUACGUGACCUCCCAGAACGAGAAGACCACCCUUCUUGGCAAGACCAAGCAGGACUAUGCUUCCAUCGUCCGCUGGUUGUCCUUCGCGAACGGCGAGCUCCUUCCCAAGGUCGGCUCGUGGUACCGCCCCCUCCUCGGCUUCGACGCCUACAACAAGAAGACCGUCGAUGAGGCCGCCAAGGCUGCCCUGAAGACCAUUGCCGUCCUCGAGCAGCACCUCACCGCCAACACCUACCUGGUCGGCGAGCGCAUCACUCUGGCUGAUCUCUUCACUGCCUCCCUCCUGACCCGUGCCUUCGCCACCGUUCUGGACAAGAAGUUCCGCUCUGCGAACCCCGCCGUCACCCGCUGGUACAACACCAUCAUCGCCCAGGCUGCCUUCAAGGCCGUUGUCCCCUCCCCCGUUUUCGCUGAGGAGGUCAUCAAGUACACUCCCCCAAGAAGGAGGAGAAGCCCAAGCCCGCUGCUGCCCCCGCCGCCGCCGCUGAGGAGCCCGCUCCCGCCCCCAAGCCCAAGCACCCUCUCGAGGCCCUUGGCAAGCCCACCCUCAUCCUCGAUGAGUGGAAGCGCCAGUACUCCAACGAGGACACCCGUCCCGUUGCCCUCCCCCUGGUUCUGGCAGAACUACAAGCCCGAGGAGUACUCCCUCUGGAAGGUUGACUACAAGUACAACGAGGAGCUCAAGCUCACCUUCAUGGCCAACAACCUGAUCGGUGGCUUCCACGCCCGUCUUGAGGCUUCCCGCAAGUACCUCUUCGGUGCCCAGGCUGUCUACGGCGCCAACUACGCCUGCGUCAUCAAGGGUGUCUUCCUUGUCCGCGGCCAGGAGGCUAUUCCCGCCUUCGACGUCGCUCCCGACUGGGAGUCCUACAACUUCGAGAAGCUUGACCACACCUCCGAGGCUGACCGCAAGUACAUCGAGGAUAUGUGGGCCUGGGACGUCCCCGUCACCGUCGACGGCAAGACCCUCGAGUUCGCUGACGGCCACGUCUUCAAAUAA